Rotaria sp. Silwood2 is the source of this 888-nucleotide messenger RNA. NCBI's taxonomy places the organism in Eukaryota, Metazoa, Rotifera, Eurotatoria, Philodinida, Philodinidae. The record is from the annotation of a GenBank genome assembly.
AUGGGUAAAAGUGGGGGAGGAAAAACAUCGAUGCGUUCAAUUAUUUUUGCUAAUUAUAGUGCAAAAGAUACUCGACGUCUUGGUGCUACAAUGGACGUUGAACAAUCCUAUGUUCGUUUUCUCGGUAAUCUUAUAUUAAAUUUAUGGGAUUGUGGUGGUCAAGAAGCAUUUAUGGAAUGUUAUUUUGCUGCACAAAAAGAUAAUAUAUUUAAAAAUGUCGAAGUACUUAUUUAUGUAUUUGAUGUUCAAAGUCAAGAAUUGGACAAAGAUUUACACUAUUAUCAAUCAUGCCUUGAAUCAAUUUUACAACAUUCAAGUCAGGCAAAAAUUUUUUGUCUUAUACAUAAAAUGGAUCUAGUACCAGAAGAUAUGCGAGAUAGUCUUUUUCUUGAACGACAAAGUAUUUUAACUAAUGUUUCUAAACCAUUACAAUGCUCAUGUUUUCGCACAUCAAUUUGGGAUGAAACACUUUAUAAAGCUUGGUCACAAAUUGUUUAUCAAUUAGUACCAAAUGUAAAAGGAUUAGAAAAAACGUUAACUAAUUUUGCAGACAUUAUUGACGCUGAUGAAAUUCUUCUUUUUGAAAAAGCAACUUUUUUAGUCAUUUCACAUUGUACACGUAAGCCUCAUAGAGAUGCACGAAGAUUUGAAAAGAUAAGUGAUAUUAUUAAACAAUUCAAAUUAUCAUGCAGUAAAUUAACUGCAGCGUUUCAAUCAAUGGAAGUACGAAAUUCAACAUUUGCUUGUUUUAUUGAAUUAUUAACACCAAAUACUUAUGUUAUGGUUGUAAUUAGUGAUCCAUCUAUCUCAUCGGAAGUGACAUUAAUGAAUAUUCGGAAUGCUCGAAAAGUAUUUGAAAAACUUGAAAAAGACGUUUCUCGAAAUUAA